Rhodamnia argentea is the source of this 990-nucleotide messenger RNA. RefSeq lists its product as uncharacterized. The transcript has 5 exons. Bases 191 to 727 code for a protein of 178 amino acids. The record is from RefSeq and is a predicted model, not a curated record. Lineage: Eukaryota; Viridiplantae; Streptophyta; Magnoliopsida; Myrtales; Myrtaceae.
AGAGAAUUCUAGCUGCGAACAAGAAAGGCGUCGCGAAAGUUUGAUGUUUACAGUAGACAUUGAUGUUACGGGAAGAAUGUUGGUUUUUUAUAUACCCAAAGCUGGUGUGAGGUGUUACCACCUUUAGAGAAGGAACAAAAGGGAAAAGAAGGCCAUAAUUUUCAGAAAGAGAGAAUUCAAGAGAGGAAGGAUGACGCCACAGAGACAAAUAGUCGAGCAGCAGCAGCAGCAGCAGCAGCACCAACAACUCCAGAUGCAAAGAGCGAGGAACUCAGGAUUUCUCAGCUUCAAUGAGAGCCCCAUCAAAGACGAGAACGAUGAGGUGUCGAGAUCGGCUCUUGCUGCAUUCAUGUCAAAGGAAGAGGAGAUCGAGAGGAGGAAGGCAGAGGUUAAGGAAAAAGUGAAGAACCAGUUGGGCCGUGUCGAGGAAGCGAGCAAGCGCUUGGCCGACAUUCUAGAUGAGCUAGAAGCUCUUACCGAUCCAAUGAGAAAGGAAGUUGGCAUUGUGCGCAAGAAGAUAGACAUCAUCAACCGAGAAUUAAAGCCGCUCGGACUGGGCUGCCAGAAGAAGGAGAGAGAAUACAGAGAAGUACUAGAGGCAUUCAAUGAGAAGAGUAAGGAAAAGGCUCAGCUGGUUGCCAAACUGAUGGAGCUGGUGAGUGAGAGCGAGACGUUGAGAAUGAAGAAGCUGGAAGAGCUGAGCAAAAAUAUAGAAUCCCUCCGCUAGGCGCUCGAAAGAGGAAACACUGGGAUGUUUUCCUAAUCGCAACUCUCGAGAUCCCUUCCAGAUCUUGCUAUUUGUACACUGUUCAAUUUGUUGUUCUUUAAAGUAUACUAUGCUUCACCCUGGGAAGAAAAUAAGGUGGCAGGCUGGUAAGGUGCCCCUGACGAGGGGAACUGUACGGGUGUAUGGAAUGAAUUCUGCUCUUUUUUAGGCCACAACAGACCAGCAUGUUGUUCAUUUUUAUGGUAGAUGAAAAUGUUCUAGUA